AUGUCAUAUCAACAAUUCAUUCAACAAUCGAUUCAAAAACUACGUGACGGAGCUCCAUUACCUCAGUACUUUGGGUGCCUUUCGGCAACAGUAAUACAAAGAAUACCUGAAUCGUAUAUUAACGAAACAAAUGAGCAAUUACCAAAAGAAAAUCAAUAUAACUUUAAACCGCAAAAACAAGAGAAAGCUGAAGUACAGAGGAAGAACAAUUUUUCAAAUAACAGCGAUUAUUCGGAUGCAGAGGAUUCUGCUCUUUAUCAUAAAAUGAAUCAUCCAAAUUCAAAUCAAUAUAAAUCACCAUCUGAAUAUAAGAGAGAAAAUAUUUCAAGAGAUAUUCAAGAAGAAGAAGAGGAAGAAGAAUAUGAACCAGAAUUACCGAAGAAAAUGCCUGCAAAAUUACUUUUAUCUAGUGAUGAUGAAAAUGAUAUACCAAAACCACAAGCAGAUCUAUUCCAAAAGAAUCAAAAUGAAUCAAGGUCUUCAAAGAGUUCACUUAACAACCAAAAACUUCCAAAUCAAUCAGAAUCUAGCAUCAGAUCAUCGAGAAAUUCUAUCAAUAAUGAAAAAUAUUCAAUUCAAUCAGAAUCAAAUAUUAGAUCUUCAAUUCAAUCCCAAAACUCAAAAGUUAAUGAUUCAAUUUCGAGGUCAUCCGUUAGAAGUCAAAAUACGCCAUCUCAAAUUCAACAAAAUAGUUCAAUUUCAAAGAAAUCAGAUUCUGGAGUGAAAUCACCAGAAAAGGGUCUUUCUCCACCACCAAGACGUACAAAUCUUGAGAUAACAGAAGGAUCAGAGAUCCAACAACCAAAACGUAGAUCCAAAUUCCUAAUGUCUUCAUCAGAUGAUGAAAUUAAAGAAAAAGAUAGUGAUUUUAUGGUACCUCCAAAGCUCGAUCCAAUUGGAACAAGGAUUAAUAAUGAACCUGUUGAUAUUUCCCCAAUUAACAAAGUUUCUUCGCCUAAAACAAAUAUUUCAUCUCCAAUUUCCAUUUUGCAGUCCGCUGUUAAGACUAUUGAACCUGUUUGCAAGCCUCUCAAGAUGGAUUACGAAGCAGCCUUCAAGAAAACUAUCACUUCAACUUAUUCUUCUUUCUGGCCUCCAUACGACACAAACAUUGCCAGAGUUAUUCCAACAUCAAAAAUUUAUAAUAUGCAACCAUCGAAAUAUCCCAAGCUUAUAAAGACAAUCGAGGCUAAACUUAAGACACACGAAAAAGGAAAGAUUGCUUUUUCACGUAGAGAAGCAACUGAAAUUGAAGAAGAAGAAUUUUCCGACAAUUUCUAA
Molecule: messenger RNA, 1281 nt
Organism: Trichomonas vaginalis G3
Lineage: Eukaryota; Parabasalia; Trichomonadida; Trichomonadidae
Exons: 1
Coding region: 1-1281 (426 amino acids)
Source: RefSeq, a predicted model, not a curated record